GGUUCAUAUGUGGGGAGUAAACAAACAAAACCACUUUUUUUCCCACUGCUGGGGCUGAUUGAACUGUUUAAGUGAGGAGUCUAUCUCAGUGUUUUGAGUUUCUUUUUCUUCCUGAAACAUCUGAAUGUUGAGUCUGUGCGAAUCUGCGGGGGAGUACCGGUAAAGAAAGGAAGCAGCUGUCGGGAACUAUCGCGGACUCCUGAGUCAUCUUAUCGGCGCGGAGGCCCCGGUACGGCGCGUGCACUGCGCGCACCUGCCGCCCCUUCUUCUCUUGCCUUUCAUUUUCUCAGAAACUGACCUCUGACCGCCAUUAUGUGCCACUUUCUACCACAGGUGCGCGCCUGACCAUGUUGCUCCGGCUGCUCGUACUGUCUCACCUGCUGACCCGCGGAGAUCUGGUUUGUCUGAGGACACUGUUCUCCAAACCCGAGGAGUCACAGGAGCGUGAGGUGUUUGUAGAUGAGGGGGACGCAAACUCGUUCCUGGGUCGCCACCUGCUGUUCAACCGGUUUGACUUUGAGGUUUUCGUCCCUGGAAACCUGGAAAGGGAGUGCUAUGAAGAAGUGUGCAAUUAUGAAGAAGCUAGGGAGGUCUUUGAGAAUGUCCAACUUACAAAUGAAUUCUGGAAAAAAUACAUAUCAGAUGGCAACGAUUCAUCACGAGUGGAUGUGACGUCUCUUCUGGUGGGGCUCAUCACUUCUGGAGUAGCACUUAUAGUCGCUGGACUCCUGGUCUGGUAUUUCUGUCAAGGGAAAUGCAAGAACAACUUGAGCCGUGGAAAUUCUGUUCCAGUACGUAGGAGAAGGAGAAGUAAUGCUACUUUAAUAAUGCGACGGCUGGAGGAAGUGUCCCUGCAGCCUGCGCCCGGAGGCCCGUCCCAGUCGGAAGAAGCUGACCCUCCAGGGCUGCCGUCCUACGAACAGGCAAUAGCGAGCUGUGGACCGCAUGAUGCCCCACCUCCUCCCUAUCCUGGCUCACGAUCUGGAAGUAUUCCUCGGUAACCUUGAGACGUCUGCCAGCUUAAAACAGACAGACACUUCUCCACCAACAUCUGACACAACACUUUUGUAUUUCAUGAUCUUUUUUUUUAUCAUCAGAAUAUUUUUU
Salarias fasciatus (jewelled blenny) is the source of this 1107-nucleotide messenger RNA. It is a transcript of the gene prrg4, whose product is annotated as proline rich Gla (G-carboxyglutamic acid) 4 (transmembrane). Gene Ontology annotation, cellular component: extracellular region; plasma membrane. Gene Ontology annotation, molecular function: calcium ion binding. The coding region runs from base 348 to 1001 and encodes 217 amino acids. The transcript has 7 exons. Lineage: Eukaryota; Metazoa; Chordata; Actinopteri; Blenniiformes; Blenniidae. The record is from RefSeq and is a predicted model, not a curated record.